GACCUUCGUGUUCUCCCUCAGUCAUCAAGAUGCAACAAGUUCCUCUGGUAGCAGCGAAUGUCGCGACCGUCUUCAUGGAGAGCUUCCUCUACGGCAUCUUCUUCGUGCUCUCCGUGUCGUCCAUCUAUCUCUUGGUGCACCGCCAAAGGCAACUGCUGCAGCCGACGCUCCCACACCUCGCCACCGCAUCUGUGGUGUUCAUGCACCUCUGCAAGACACCCAUGUUCCUCGGGGCGAUCGCGCUGUCGGUAACGAUCACUGCGCAUUGGAUACUCACGUGCAUCCGCACGUUCCAAGCGUUCGUAUACUUCGAGGGCGGAACAGAUCCCAUAGCGUUCUACGGGAACCUCAAACAGCUCACGGAGGUCGUCAAAACGGGAUUCUUGAUGGCCUCGUUGAUCAUUGGCGACACCAUGGUUAUCUAUAGGCUAUGGGUCGUAUGGAACCGUCGCACGGCCAUCGUGAUAUUCCCGCUAUGCACGCUCGCGGGACUCACAGUAUGCGGCAUCGGCAUAACCUACCAGUUCACUCAGUACUAUCCCGGGGAGAACGUGUUCGUGUCCCAAGCCGGUCGUUGGAUCACUAGCGACUGCGUAUUCACACUUUGCACGAACGUCUACAGCACUGCCAUGAUCGGAUAUCGCGUCUGGACAUCACGGCACGUCAAACUCUACAGCGGGACCAACCUUGUCAACGUAUUGACAACCUUCAUAGAAAGCGCCGCUCUCUACACGGCGUGGACGACGUUUUUCUUCAUCUCGUACCAGGCCAACUCCAACCUGCAGUUCACAGCGGUCGACACCUGGUCGGAGCUCUCCGGCAUAUCGUUCAUGCUCAUCAACGUCAGAGUCGGACUGGGCUGGGCGCAAACGGGCUCGCGCAUCCAGUACGACUCCCAUGCUGGGUCAAAUAGGACGACCAACCGCACGGACGAGUCAUCAGGGGGUUCGUACCAGAUGCGCCCGCUCGCCGUGAAGAUCACUAGCGUGGUGGACCAUGACGACGACCUCAAGGCGAAGUGCGCGGAGAGCGAUGGUGGAAGCUUCAUUCCGAGUUCUCAAUGAUGCACGUUGCGGCGAAUCGCCCUAUGAUUUUGUGUACUUCACUUAUUGGUUGAUUAUACAGUGCCGCGCACCGUUUGGCACUGUGGUCGUGCACGCAGCCAGGUGAUCGUUGUUGCUGUCCUCGGAUGCUCUCGUGGACAAAAUGCUGUCUCACGUACAUCACGACAUAAUAUUUAGUCCGAUAGAUACAGCACAUAUUCAUAUCCGAACUAUGGUCAGCC
Messenger RNA from Rhodofomes roseus, 1285 nucleotides. RefSeq lists its product as uncharacterized. The coding region runs from base 30 to 1064 and encodes 344 amino acids. NCBI's taxonomy places the organism in Eukaryota, Fungi, Basidiomycota, Agaricomycetes, Polyporales, Fomitopsidaceae. The transcript is spliced from 8 exons. The record is from RefSeq and is a predicted model, not a curated record.